This is a messenger RNA of Oreochromis niloticus (Nile tilapia), 1973 nucleotides long. It is a transcript of the gene tekt1, whose product is annotated as tektin 1. Gene Ontology annotation, biological process: cilium movement involved in cell motility; cilium assembly. The transcript is spliced from 8 exons. NCBI's taxonomy places the organism in Eukaryota, Metazoa, Chordata, Actinopteri, Cichliformes, Cichlidae. The coding region runs from base 270 to 1460 and encodes 396 amino acids. Gene Ontology annotation, cellular component: microtubule cytoskeleton; nucleus. The record is from RefSeq and is a predicted model, not a curated record.
AAAUGAAAUUGAAUCUGAUCUACUUUAAUUUACUGAUGUAUAAUUUUAAUGCACAGUACAUUUUUAAAACGCUUUAUUUCGAUGCUCGUGACUCUUCCGGUUCUCCAUAGUUGAGUGGUGUUAUGUAACAGUACUCCAGUGGUUUACCGGGAGGUGUUAUUAGCCGUUGCUAUGGUAACCACUUGUUUUGCUUAACUCCUGCAAAAGGUAGAGGACAUUAAAACGGACUCUUCUGGUGGUUUUCUGCUGUACCAAAGAAGUGGAGAACGAUGUCGUUCCCGGACCACAGCUCCCAGCUGGGUGCGGGACCCGAUUUGAAAAACAUUGAAGUUAUGCUGAAUCACUCUGAGCUCUUCAGGGCAGAGUGCAAAGGGCUGAUCCUGGAGACUGACAAAGCAUGGCGGCGCAUGCAAAAUGAUGACAAAAAGCGACUCGAUCAGCGGGUCAGAGAUAUCCAGUUUCUGAUAAAGGAAUUGGAGCUAAAGCUGGAGGAGGUCAUUCUGGAGACUGAUGCUCUUAUAACUUUACAGAGCAGUGUUGUGAAGGCUGUGGAGGGCACCAAAGAGCCUCUGAGAGUCACUGUUCUCUGUCUGGAGGAGAGGAUGAAACGCGUCCCGGCUGAGAGGGUGGAGGAUGAAGUGGAAAGAGAGCUGCUGAAGGAGCAGGAGGUUCUCAAGGGAGUAGCUUCCCUCUUGGAGCGUACACUGGAGCAGAUGAGUGAACAGAUUAGACUGAACCGAUCUGCCAAGUACCAUUUGGAGAAGGAUCUGAAGGAGAAAUCUGAGGCCCAGCACAUUGACAACUCCUGUGUUGUAAUGACCACCCAUUCCAUCGGUAACCUGCAGCUCUCCACAACCAAGAGCACCGGUCUGCCUAGCUUGACAGUGACUCCAAAGCAGUGGGAGAACAUCUCAGAUAUCAACAUAGCUAAAGCAGAGCACCAGAAGACCAACUCUGAAUCCAUGAGGGCCCUGGUGCAGUCUGUCCUGGAGCAGACAGCUGCUGACAUGCAGAAGCAGUUUCAGGCUACAACAACUGCCUUCCAGACACAUAUCCAGGAAAUCAAGUCUGUCAAGAGCCAGAUGGAAGAGAAACUGCCCGAGAUUCUGUCUGAGAUAUCCAGCCAGGAGAGGCUCAGAGAGGAUCUUCAAGUGGCCAUCACAGAGAAUGAGCAUUCCCUGAAUCUGGCAAAGACCCGGCUGGCUAUGCGUCUCCAGAGGCCCAGCAAGGAGCAGUGCUACGAUCUAGCCCAGGCUCAGCUCCUCACUGAAAUCCAGCACCUCACCUCUCACAUCAAGAAACUGCGUGAGGAAACAGCUCAGUCACAGGAGCAGCAGAGGGCGCUAGUGCGCUGCAAGCUGAGGCUGGAGGAGGAUGUCAAUAUGAAGGCCAGCUCUCUCUACAUUGACGAAGUCAUCUGCACUCAGCUCAGGGAGCCUGUCAGGACACAUACAUUCUGACCAUUAUAUGCACUUGAGAUGUAUUUCAAAAUGCAGUCAUAUAACAUUUUCUUUACAAUAACUGUGAUCCUGUUUCUCUUUUAAGUAGUUGGUUGGCAUCAUUUUUCUUUUACAACUGUUUGAAUCUCUUUUUUCCCUAACUAAAAAAUUUAAAUUGACCUCACAUAGAAUCUUGUGAUUAUUUUUAUUUACAAACUACAUAAUAGCUUUUUUUUUUUGGUUUACAGCAAAAUGUUCCAGGAAUGAAGCCCACACACAGGAUAAUAAAAACUGAAUUUAUUAGACCUAAAAGUAAUAUUUAAAUUUAACCUCCAAAGAAGAUUGAUUUAAGGUAAAAGAGAGUUACUGAUCACCUUCACCAGCUUGUAUAGCCUGAAUCCCCAGAGGAACUGCAUUUACUGAUGACCCUUUAAUGUCAGCCACAUUAUGUGGGCAUUAUUAACACGAAAGCUCACGGAACCCGAUGGCACAUAUUACCACAUAUGUUAGUAGCGUUUGCCUAAAUGACUAGAA